AUGUCCAAACCUACCGACGCCAUAGAAGAUUCCGGCUCGCCCGGUAAGCGGCUUCUUCAGGAUGUCAUCAAUACGCCCUCCACUCGCACGCCUUUACCUUUGGAUAGAAAUAGCGGUACUGAACUGUAUCGACAACACAGUCGCAAGGAAGAGAACAUGCAAAAUCCAAAGAUGAAGAGGGUCGCAUCAAGACCGCAGACCUCCAGCUCAAGACGCUCGGCAAACGGCUACAUGCCCAUAGAAGACUAUGGGCUGAUUGGAAAUAUGAGAACAUGCGCCAUGGUCGCAACAGACGGAGGAAUCGAUUACAUGUGUUGGCCCUACUUCGACUCCCCGUCUGUCUUCUGUCGCAUUCUGGACAAGGAAAAGGGCGGGCACUUCAGCAUAGGGCCCACUGGCGACGAUACAUGUACGACUAAACAGCAGUAUCUACCUGCGAGCAAUAUCCUCCAAACACGCUACCUAAAGGAGGAGGGUGUCAUGAACGUCGUGGACUUCUUCCCUAGACCGAAUGACAAGAACUGGGAUGAAAAGUAUCAUGCGAACGUACUCGCGAGCAACCAUACAGGAAGCGUACCAGAACGUCCCGAUCUGAAGAAGUGGCUAGUCAGGCGGGUAGAAUGUAUGCGGGGCAAAGUUGACGUGUGCGUCGAGGUCUUCCCUGCUUUCAACUACGCGCAGGACAAGCAUACUACCGAGAUUGUCGACAUGGGCAAGACUGGCCAAGGGCAUUGUCUGCAACGUGUCACCUUCAAAUCAAAAGACCUCUCCUUGGAGCUCAACGCAACGAUCGAUUGUGGGGAUGAACCCGACGGCGUUUGCCCAAGAGUGGUUUUCGAGAAGUCACCGGAGCCACAAGACCUGGGCGAUGGUGUCACGGCCGCUUUCACUUUAAACGAAGGUCAGGCCGUAUCCUUCAUACUGCGCGACGCGGAAGACCACAGCCCAGACGUAAUUGAGACUGAACAAGUUCAAGACCUGCAGACCAACACCCAAAUGUACUGGGCCAGGUGGAUAGAGCAGAGCAAGUAUAAAGGCCGAUGGGAAGAGGUGGUUACGCGGAGUCUGCUGAUUCUCAAGAUGCUGACCUUCGAGCCAAGCGGAGCAAUCGUUGCUGCACCGACUUUCUCUCUGCCCGAGGAUUUUGGUGGAUCGCGAAACUGGGACUACCGCUACUCCUGGGUGCGCGAUGCGUCGUUCACCAUCUACACCUUUCUUCGGAUGGGUAUCAGCCAUGAAGCUGAAGCCUACAUAAGCUACAUCUUCCAACGUGUCAAAGAGGCCAAAGCGCGGCAGGGAGCUUUGCCAAUCAUGAUGACCAUCUGGGGCGGCACAGACAUACCAGAGCUCGAACUACCCCACUUGGAGGGAUACAGGGCUAGCCAACCGGUCCGGAUCGGCAAUGGCGCGGCUUUCCAUGUACAGCUUGACAUUUACGGGGAGUUGAUGGAUGGCAUCUACCUCGUUAAUAGGUUCUCGCGUCCCAUCUCAUAUGAUCAGUGGCUCCUUGUCCGAGAGAUCGCGGACUACGUAUGUACUGUCUGGAAAGAGCCAGACAUGUCGAUCUGGGAAGUCCGCGGCAAGAAGCAGAACUUUGUAUACAGCAAGAUGAUGCUGUGGGUAGCCCUGGAUCGGGCAUUGCGCCUGGCAGACAAGAGGAGCUUCCCAUGUCCGCAUCGAGCCGAGUGGUACAGGGUCCGCGAUGAGAUCUACGAGGAAGUCAUGGAGAAGGGCUACAACACCGACUUGGAGUGCUUCAUCCAGAGCUACGAGUCGAAUGAUAUCCUGGAUUCGGCGGUCUUGAUUGCGCCUCUGGUCUUCUUCAUAUCUCCGACUGAUCCGCGCUUCCUCAAGACUCUCGACCGCAUACUCAUGGCUCCUGAGAAGGGCGGGCUGACGAGUACCGGUUUGGUGUACAGGUACAAUCACGCCGUGAGCGACGAUGGCGUGGGUGGGCAAGAAGGCGCUUUUAGCAUGUGCACUUUUUGGCUCGUCGAGGCGUUGACAAGGGCUGGCGCGUACAACGAGAAGUACCUGUUACAGGCGGUAACUAUCUUCGAAAACAUGCUAAGUUUCGGAAAUCAUUUGCACAUCUUCUCGGAGGAGAUUGCGCGUUCGGGGGAGCAGUUGGGCAACACACCACAGGCGUUCAGCCAUCUGGCGGUGAUCUCAGCGGCAUUCAACCUGGACAAGACGUUGACUUUGCGACGCAAGUAG
Messenger RNA from Alternaria novae-zelandiae, 2217 nucleotides. RefSeq lists its product as uncharacterized. Gene Ontology annotation, biological process: carbohydrate metabolic process. Gene Ontology annotation, molecular function: hydrolase activity, hydrolyzing O-glycosyl compounds. Lineage: Eukaryota; Fungi; Ascomycota; Dothideomycetes; Pleosporales; Pleosporaceae. The record is from RefSeq and is a predicted model, not a curated record. The transcript is spliced from 3 exons. Bases 1 to 2217 code for a protein of 738 amino acids.